Messenger RNA from Zymoseptoria tritici IPO323, 700 nucleotides. RefSeq lists its product as uncharacterized. The record is from RefSeq and is a predicted model, not a curated record. The transcript has a single exon. The coding region runs from base 25 to 471 and encodes 148 amino acids. Lineage: Eukaryota; Fungi; Ascomycota; Dothideomycetes; Mycosphaerellales; Mycosphaerellaceae.
UCCGCACCGCCUUUCGUCCACAACAUGAAUCUCUUCCCCAUGGCGCAAAUGCACAUGUCCGGCUCCCCCUUCGGCGCAGGCCGAUACCCUUAUCCCCAGGGAAUGUUUGGUUUCGACUCCGGCUCCUCCUCGUCAUCCAUGCCCUGGGGAGGUGGAGGCAUGCCCGGCGGAUUCUCCAGCGGCGGUGGCGGUGUCAGCUCUGGUGGUUUCGGAAGUGGAGGUGGUUUCCCCGGAGGUGGUGGAUUCCCACCCGGCUGGUGGGAAACAAUCAUGUACGGCGGUGGAUCCGACUUCGAAGACGACGACUCCGAUUUCAGCAGCAUGUACGAUGACGAGUAUGGUGAUGAGGAUGAGGAUGAUGAUUCGACGGAUCCGUUUGUGAGGAGUUUGAGGAGUAUGAGGAUGAGGAGGCGGUGUCAGGGUGGUGGUGGUGAUGGUGGGGGAAGGAGGGGGUUCGGAGGUAAGUCUUAAAGUCCCUCCCAGAUGGCCCCUUAGGGGAUGAGGUGCAGCGGCCUAUGCUGAAGUGCACAGUGGGCGUGGACUUCAACUUCAGCGCUGGGGUGGGAGUGCACUUCGGCUGUAGCGGGGGCAGGAGGCGGAGGAGGAGGACUUGGGGCUGGUGAGUGAUUCGUGCCUUGGGCUGUGGCUAAUUUGGUUCUUUCUCUCAGGCAUGGACGGCGGGAUAGAUCCGAGAAUCGCG